Symbiodinium sp. CCMP2592 is the source of this 2715-nucleotide messenger RNA. The record is from the annotation of a GenBank genome assembly. NCBI's taxonomy places the organism in Eukaryota, Dinophyceae, Suessiales, Symbiodiniaceae.
AUGUUUCACUUGUUGCACCACACCGCUGCAAGUGCAAGCAGUGAGGACACUGGCAUGCUCCACGAGACUGUGAUUCGUGUGGAAGGCACUGGAGAGAAACGCCUACUUCUGACUUGCCAGUUCCCUCUCACCUUCCUGCCGCGUGACACAGAGACCGCCACGGCUCUGGCAAGAUUCAAGGAAGAUUUCUACCGCACCAACACCACGGACAAGUAUCAAGACAAGUCUGAGAAACAGACAUUGACCUGUUCGCACGCAGACCAUGCGAUGGUCGUGCUGAGCUCGGCAGGGCAGGGCGUCACGGAAAGACCUUGGUGGAUGCGCACUGCGUGGCUUGUCGUCUCUACCCUGCUCCUGAUGGGCCUGCCGUUUCGCUGCUUCCUGUAUCGACGUGCGCAGAAAGUGGUAUGGCAUGUGCGGAAGCACUUCUCCAUCUUCCCCGCAACACCUGCCGUGGCACCGCUGCACUCGCUACAGCGCUCCCGUGACCCAGCUGUCGCCCGAGUCGGACGGCUGGAUCCAAACGUCCGCAUCGAGUUCGCUAGAGAAGGUGGAUUCUGGCAGCUCCCCCAGACUGCAGAAGACGACCUGCAGAUGGACAUCGAGGCCAUGGCUGGCGUCAGCUGCGCUGAAGCACCCGACUACUGGAAGAACCGCAGCUUGCAUGCUGACUUCCGCUGCGUGGAGCUGCUGGAAGAUGCAACAGACACUAUGCAGGUCCACAUCCAGCAACUCCUGGACGACUGCUUUGUUGCUGCGGCUACACGAGAUCGAAAAGGAGCCCUUCCCUCACGUCUCGUGGUGGAGAUGAUCCAACGCGUCGAAGACAGCGGCCUCUGGCAGAAAUACUCCGAUCGCCGGGCCAGGAUUGCGUUGAAGACCGACGAGGUCACCCAGCUGGAGGACCUGCCAGGCAGUGGCAGCUGCAAGACGACAAGAAGCCUCGGUGACCUCAACACGAGGCUGGAUAGCGGCAUUAACGAGCUCUACCUGUUCCACGGCUCCAGUCCUGCUGGCGUCCUUGGAAUAGGCUCUUCCGGUUUUAAUCUGGACUUUGCGGGCUCGAGUGCGGGCAUGAUGUUCGGCCCUGGGGCUUAUUUCGCCGAGGCGAGCAGCAAAGGUGACGAGUACGCCAGCGAGGAUCCCUCCGGCCUCUUCGCCGGGAAGUGUGCAAUGCUUCUUUGUCGCGUGGUCUGCGGCGAACUGUUUCGAGUGGAGGCCGCCGACCCGAGGUUGGUGAAGAAUUCCAGGACCGGCCGUUACGAUGGUACCCUCGGCGACCGGGAGCACGCGGCUGGCACCUACCGGGAGUUCGUGGUUUACGACCAGGCACAGGUCUACCCGGAGUACGUAAUCAUCUACCGGCGGUACUUCUACCAUCUUUCUGGCAUGCAUUUGGAUCCGUGGGAUCACAGGGUUCCUGGGGAGUCCCCUGACCCCUGCGUCCAGGCCAUUUGGAAGAUGGUUUGCACCACCUACUUCCCAAAAGCCCCUGCCAUGUGCAAGCCGGGGGAGAAGGUCCCAUACCUGCUUCCCUGCGAUGGCCAGUGCAGGAGCUACACGGAGGCAUGCCAAGUUGAGUGCUGCGACGAAAGUGUCCAAUGCGUUCCCGAGAAGGGCGUCAAGUACCAGAAGCCCUAUGCGAACUUCACAGGGUAUGGGUCCCAUCCUGACUGUACCUCCGCCGCCACGCGCAGUGGAGGUCUCUUCUCCAUUGCCAUGCUGCUGGCGCUAGCGGCAACUGGCGGAGAUAGCGGCCUGGGCCGCGGCAGGUCUUCCGGCUUGUUUCUCGGCCUGGCUUUGGCGAUCUCCACCUUCUCCUUGCAAGGUUGUGACAUCAUGGAAAGCCACGAGGUGGGCAGAUGGGAGCAGAGGCCCAGCUACCUGAUGGACUUCUCAGUGUCCAACACCAUGCUACAGGCGGACACAGGGGCUGCUCCAACUCGCGGAAGUGGGAAGGUGGUAAAUUCCUGCUCGGUGAAGGGCUUGGCGGAUGCACAGAAGUGCAGCGGCCACGGCAUCUGCCAGAGCUUUGCAGAAGGUGUAGCCUUCUGCCAGUGUGCACCGGGCUACUCGGAUCCCGAGUGCCGCACCGGGCGGAAGUCCCAACGAACUGCUUACCUGCUGUCCCUCUUCACAGGCUUCCUGGGAGUUGACCGCAUUUAUCUUGGCGAGCUCUCCGUGGGCACGCUGAAGUUGGCCACGCUGGGCGGGCUUGGGCUUUGGUGGGCCUGGGACAUCGUUCAAAUCGGGUCCGCGCCCAUUCAAACGAAGUUUCAUGGCCGUUUGGCAGCGGAUUUGCCUCACCACAUCUUCGUGCUGAGUGCGGUGCUGUGGAUAGCACUCGUGGCCUACUUCCUUUUCGGAGUGAUAGGCGCCAUGUGGCACGAGAACAAAAUCCUGCACAAAGCCUUGCUCAAGGUCGAAAAGCUCCACGACCAUCUGGCCAAGCGAAAGUUGAUAAUGCGUGAGCAGGAUUCUGCGGGCGGGCAGCCGGGCGGCGGGGUGACUUAUCAUCCGGCAGUGGCCCCACCGCCCAUGCAGGGCGGCAACCUCUACGGGGCCAUGGAAUCCGCACCAGCAGAGGUGAAGCUGUCUGCCUACAACAACCCCCUGUCAGCCUACUACAUGUAUGAGAAGGCUGGGCACCAACCUGAAGUCCAAGGCUCAGGCGCUUUCAGUCGCAGUGCUGGGCCGCCCUUUUCCCUCGGCUGA